Umbelopsis ramanniana AG is the source of this 628-nucleotide messenger RNA. RefSeq lists its product as uncharacterized. The record is from RefSeq and is a predicted model, not a curated record. NCBI's taxonomy places the organism in Eukaryota, Fungi, Mucoromycota, Umbelopsidomycetes, Umbelopsidales, Umbelopsidaceae. The coding region runs from base 153 to 515 and encodes 120 amino acids. The transcript is spliced from 8 exons.
UGUCGGCAAUUUCCUCUAUAGUCUCGGGUCGAUGUGACUGGCUCCGUACAAAGCUGGGAGGAAUGAGAAGAUUGAUCUGAGCAGUUUUUAGUUUCUGCAUUUCGAUCUCUGAUUCAGCACCGUUUGCUCUUCUUCAGCUCAAGACACCCCUCAUGGCGAAACCGUUAUUUACGCGAAGGUUAACGAAAGAGUUGAAAGACCUGAGCUUGAAUCCUCCUGAAGGCGUAACGGUAGAGGAUGCUAGUACGUUCAAGAGUUGGGUCAUCUUAAUAGUCGGUGCUCCCGGGACACUGUACGAGGGCGAACACUUCAAAUUAGAGUUUCACUUUACGCCAUCAUACCCACUCGAAUCACCAGAAGUGUUGUUCAUAAAGCCAUACAUCCCAAUACAUAUACAAUCCAUGCUCUCAAGUUGCACAAAAAAGGAGUUACCACCGGACAAUGACUUGUACGUUAGAAAUGCGAAGAGCUCGCCGAAGAAAACAUCAUGGGCAUUUCAUGAUGAUACCGUCUAGGCGUUCCCAACUGAUUUAAUGUCACAUCUGCAAGAGACAAUUAUUUCAAGUAGGAAGUGAUUUAUUUACAUGCACAGAGCUGCUGCAAUGCUGGCCUUGCGUUCGUUGCUUUG